GAAGAUAUGACAACUAGAAACUGUGUAUAAUAUGAAUGUACUGCAUAAAACACUAGUGUUUUAUGUGAAAAGAAGCAUUUUAAUAUCGAGCUGUCGGAAUCAUAAAAUAUGGAAUAAAUAUUCUGAUACUGUGGAAACUACAUCAUUAUUUCCACAUGUUCGAGAUGCAAGAGAUGUUCUGAUGGAUCCCCAUUUAUUUCAUGAAAAAAUACAACAGUAUCUGAUGACGCAAGCGAAACACAGUAUUGUCGUGGAAGGAGAUAAAAAUUGGUCCAGUGAAAAUUCUGACCAAAUGAGAAAUAUAUUAGAAAAUGAUGGUGAAAUAGACUUUUUUUCACUGUUACCUGGCACAAUGAAUCGUUAUGUUGUACAAUAUCGAAAUGUGGAAUCUGCAAAUACAAUACUCUACCAAGGUAAAAAUGGUGCCAUCGAAAACCAGAUGGUUUCGAUUAAAACUGGUACGGAACCAACAUCAAAAAAGCAAACGUCAUCAAGUAUUAUCGGCAGUUUAUCGAAAUCAAAAACAAACACACUUUAUCAACUUCUAGAUCAGCAGGAGACGAUGGACGAUCAAAUGAAAAUAUUCACUGAACGAAAUGUCAUGUCAUCAGCUGAAAUACGUGUGCGUUAUAUCUUCCUCAAUGUGCUAAAGAAAUUCUUUGCAAAACAUACAGGAAUUGUGCAUGUACGACCUUAUGGUUCGAGUUUAAGCGGGGCUGGAAGACCUGGAACAGACUUUGAUGUCGUACUUCUUACUAAAGAUUUCAUAAAAUAUAUAUCUAAGCCUUUGCCCAACUCGAUUCAAUAUAUGGAUACAGAGGGCGCAACAAGAAGGGAACUUUUCAAAGAAAGCGUUGAAGUUUUGGAGGAAAUCAAACAUGUAUUACAACAUCUCCCCGGUGCUAAGAAUGUAAAAUUUAUAUCGCAAGCCAGGAUUCCUAUUGUCAAAUUUCAUUUUUCCCUUGUCAAUUUAUCUGUUGAUAUUUCUGCAAAUCAAUUGAAUUCCAAUAGUAUGUUGAACGUUUUAAAUUGGUAUAUGAGAUAUGAUAGUCGUGUCCUUCAAGUAAUGAUUAUAAUAAGAAAAUGGGCUGAAGAUCGAAAUUUACUCUCACAUGGAAUGAAUUUCCAUGGCUUUACCCCUUUUAUGCUUCAAAUGUUAAUUUUAAUGUAUCUUAUGAAGAUUGAUAUUAUACCUCCAAUGCAUAAAAUUGGAUCUGUGCGCCGAGAUGAGUUCAAAUUGUUUUCCACUCCUGCUAAAUUUGUGCAAAUGAAUAAUUCAGAUUCGGUGGAGCAAAUAAUAUGUGGAUUCUUUGAACAUUUUGCAAGAUACGGUCUAAUGGGAUAUAAGAUGCAACCUAAAUAUGGCCUCAUUCGGGCUCGGCCUAGUUCUAAUAAACAACUAUGGAUUACAAAUCCUUUUGACAAUUCACAUAAUAUCGUGAAAAAUUGCAAUAUAGAAAGUAUGAAUACCUUUAUCGAACAUAUGCAAAAAACAUGUCAAAUUAUUGAAUUUCGGCGACAUAAACUCAGUGAUCGAGAUUGGGGUUUGAAUGCUAUUCUAAAUACUAAAGACACUACAAAUUCAUGAUGUCAUUAUUUCAUCAUAAUUGACUUGUAGUCUAUAUGGAAAUAUGAAGAAAGCUUUCAUAUUUGGACAAUAAGCAGGCAAUUGUGAAGAAUCACUUUCAAAUGGUGACACAGCAUAAAUAACAUAUGAUUGGUCAUGAAACAUUAAUAUAAUCGACAUAUCGCACGAUGCACAUUCUGUCAACUCAAGUCAGCGACUCUAAAAUGAGCCACUUUUUUAAAGACUCCAAGUGGUUCGAUUCAUCCUAGCAAACUGAUUGAGUGUCAGACUCAAUGGGAACAUCAGCGAGAACAACAAUAUACAUUGAUGUUAUAUCAAAAAUUUGCUAUCGAAUUGCAGCAAUACCUCAAAAUAGGCUGUAUUGAUGUUGCGGGCCCCCCUUUGGCUCUAUACUUCAAAAAUAAUUUUGUGUAGUCUUGGUGUCAAUCUAAAUUCUAUUUAUUUUUAAUCAUUUAUUUUACUGUUAUUCAUGAAAUCAGCCAUGACUUGAAAAUUUCCUGGAAUUCUGACUUGACUCAAGACAUCUGUGACCUCUGACUCUUGCUGAUAUUUCCUCAUACAUUAUUUAAUUAACAUAAUAAGGUAAUAAUGCAAAUUUCAUACAAUAUUUUCAUGAAAGUUACGUACAUAUUUUUGAUUAUUUGACUUUUUAAGGAAAUAGUUAUUAUUUAUUGGUCUUUUUUUUUAUUUGAAGAUGAUUACUGUUUCAAGAACUCAAGAAUUCAUGAAACUUUUUUAAUUACCAUUAGAAAUUUUGACUUUGAUGGUGAGCAUUAAUAGUCUGAAAUUGAGACUCUCAGCAGACCCUAGAAUUACAUUUCUGUCUCCAAAACCGAAUCCACAUAAUAUCCUUAGGGAUUUCAAAUUGUAAAUUUUCUCACGCUAUUGGAUGUUUAUAGAUGGUCUUAGAUUUGAGUAUCUAAAAAUAUUUUUCAAUGCAUAUUAAUUUUUGACAG
Messenger RNA from Styela clava, 2544 nucleotides. Its product is annotated as poly(A) RNA polymerase, mitochondrial-like. NCBI's taxonomy places the organism in Eukaryota, Metazoa, Chordata, Ascidiacea, Stolidobranchia, Styelidae. Gene Ontology annotation, molecular function: poly(A) RNA polymerase activity. Gene Ontology annotation, biological process: RNA 3'-end processing. The record is from RefSeq and is a predicted model, not a curated record.